GGUCAUCAUGGCUACCAUGGAGAAACAGACCUGACCUAGGUUAUUGAAAGCCUGACACAUAUGAGGAGUCAUACACCGGAUAUGAUUUUUGUCUAGGUGCAAUGAUAACAUGAUCUGGAGCUGGGCAAUGAUGUUUUACCCCCUUUUCAUUCCCUGCUAUUCCCUUGCAUAGAGAAAAACUUGUUGGAUCAGUACCUGUUGUGUCAUAGGGAUCUGAUGGGAACUUGGACAUGUCUGAAGUUCUGAGGCAAAGUUCCACUGAGGUCUUAGGUGUUGCCUGACAUGGGUGGAGGAUGGCAACCUUGGAUCAGAUUGUACCUGUGCAAAGUAUUUUGGCUUCUGAGUGCCAUGACACAAGAUGGGGUUAUUUGCAGGACUGCUUUUUCUCAGUUGUUUGUUCCCAUCACCCAAAGUGGGUAGGCUUAAGGUACCAUUUCUAAAGGAGUACCAUCUAAUGAGAUCUAACAGAAUGCCCUCUUUGUUGCUGCAUAUGCCCUUUGGAUUAAGCUCCUUUCCCCCAAAUAUAGGGCCAGAAUGGAAAAUGAGCGUAGUUUGUGAUAUUAAUGUAUAUUAUUGUCACCAGCCUUGAUUCUGUGUUGUUUAUAUAUUGUUUUUACUUUCCUAUAUUGAUUUUUUUUCAAUCUUGACUUUUUAAUAUUUAUUAUUGUAUAAAUGAGUACUAGAUUAUAAAUAAUAGAAGCUGUAUAUUUUCAACAAAGUUUAUUCACGUCAUCCCUAAGGGGAAGCGUGAUUAUUCUCUGCCAUGGGUCUAAAUUUCAGGCUGCCAAGGCAGAAAAAAUUAAUAUAUACCAUGCAUUUUUUUUGUGUUUCUGCUUUAAUAGAAAUGGUUCUGCUCCAUGUGAAGCAUGGAGAUGAGAGCCAAUUUCUCCUGGAAACAACAGGUAAGGUUUCCAUUGAAGACUUAACACAAGAAGUGACCAGAAUCUAUAAUGGAAGACUCAAAGUUCAACGUCUUUGCACAGAAAUGGAAUUGCUGGCAGAACACGGUAUUUUCUUACCUCCUAACAUGCAAGGCCUGACAGAUGAACAAAUUGAAGAGCUGAAACUGACAGAUGAAUGGGCAAAAAAAUGUAUUCCAAGUGGUGGAAGCACAUUUAAAAAAGAUGACAUUGGACGAAGAAAUGGUCAUGCUCCAAAUGAGAAAAUGAAACAAGUUUUAAAAGCAACAGUAGAAGAAGCCAAGGCAUUGAUUUCUAAGAAACAAGUGGAAGCCAAUGUAUGUGUUACUACCAGUAUGGUGAAAGAUGCCCUCGACCAGCUCCGAGGAGCUGUAAUGAUUGUUUAUCCAAUGGGGCUCCCUCCAUAUGACCCAAUUAGAAUGGAAUUUGAAAAUAAAGAAGAUCUGUCAGGAACUCAAGCUGCUCUCGAGGUUAUUGAAGAACCAGAGGCCCAGCUGUGGUGGGCAGCAAAGGAACUGAAAAGAACAAACCAGCUUUCUGACUAUGUUGGCAAAAAUGAGAAAACAAAAAUUAUUAUCAAAAUACAAAAAAAAGGGCAAGGACCUCCAGCACGUGAACCUGUCAUAAGUGGUGAAGAACAUAAACAGAUGAUACUUUUUUAUCACAGAAGACAAGAAGAACUCAAGAAAUUAGAAGAAAAUGAUGAUGAUGAUACAUGUUUAGAUUCUGAAUGGGCUGAUACUCAUGCCUUGAAAAGACAUUUUCAUGGUGUCAAAGAUAUUAAGUGGAGACCAAGAUAAAGCAAUUUUUCAAGAAAAAUAGUAUAAAAAUAAACUAACUCAGCAAGUUACAAUGGUAAUAUCAAUGCACACAUUAAAUUUAAUUAUUAAAACUAAAUAAAAUA
Molecule: messenger RNA, 1824 nt
Organism: Thamnophis sirtalis
Lineage: Eukaryota; Metazoa; Chordata; Lepidosauria; Squamata; Natricidae
Source: RefSeq, a predicted model, not a curated record